Messenger RNA from Capsella rubella, 2378 nucleotides. Its product is annotated as zinc finger MYM-type protein 1. The transcript is spliced from 2 exons. The record is from RefSeq and is a predicted model, not a curated record. NCBI's taxonomy places the organism in Eukaryota, Viridiplantae, Streptophyta, Magnoliopsida, Brassicales, Brassicaceae. Gene Ontology annotation, molecular function: protein dimerization activity.
CAUGAGAGGGUAUCAAUCAAAAGGUUUUUCAAAAGAAAGUUUGAAUCCACGUCUGAACAAGAUUCAGAAGAUUUGCCUUGGGAUCCUGCGGAUAGGAAACGAAUAUCGGAGUAUCAUCCUAAUGAAAGAGAUGAGGUAAGACGCAAAUAUCUUAUUAAAGGUCCUUGUCAACCUCGCGGUCAUGAUUUUCCUAAAACACCAUCAGGAAACAAAAUGAGACGAUUCAAUCCAGAAUGGUUUGAUCUCUAUGGCAGUUGGUUGGAAUACAGUGUGAAAAAAGACAAAGCUUAUUGCUUGUUUUGUUAUUUGUUUAGAGAUUACACAUAAAAUAAGGGUGGAAGUGAUGCAUUUGUGACAAAAGGCUUUGAUACUUGGAAAAAUCUUCAGAGUUUGCGAGAGCAUGUAGGAUUGGUGAAUAGUUUUCACAAUAAUGCAUUAAAAAGAGCUGAUGAUUUGAUGAGGCAAGGUCAAUCAAUCAUUCAUGCUUUUCAUAAGCAAGAUGACAUGGUAAAGAAUGAAUACAAGAUAAGAUUGAAUGCGUCAAUUGAUUGUUGUAGAUAUUUACUACGCCAAGGAUUACCUUUUAGAGGUCAUGAUGAGUCAGUUGAAUCAGCUAAUAGAGGAAAUUUCUUAGAGCUUGUGAAAUAUACUGCAGGACAAAGCGAGCUUGUAAGUAAAGUUGUGUUGGAAAAUGCUCCAAAAAAUAAUCAGAUGGUGUCUCCUAAAAUUCAGAAAGAUAUAGUGCAUUGCUUUGCAGAAGAAGUUACUGGAUCUAUAAUUCAUGAAGUUGAGCAUGAUAUCUUUUGUUUGUUGGUGGAUGAAUCUGCAGAUGUUUCAGAUAAAGAGCAGAUGGCAGUGGUUUUUCGUUUUGUUGAUGAACAUGGGACAGUCAAAGAAAGAUUUAUUGGUCUUAUCCAUGUUAAAGAGACAUCUUCUGCAUCUCUGAAAUGUGCUAUUGAUUCAUUAUUUGCUAAGCAUGGUUUGAGUAUGAAACAAUUAAGGGGACAUGGAUAUGAUGGAGCUAGUAAUAUGAAAGGUAAAUUCAAUGGGUUGAGAUCUCUGAUUUUGAGAGAAAAUAGUUCUGCUUAUUAUAUCCACUGUUUUGCUCAUCAGCUUCAGUUAGUCGUAGUGGCAGUUGCUAAGAAACAUUUUGAAGUCGGAGAUUUCUUUGAUAUGAUUUAUGUCUUGAUAAAUGUUGUUGGGGCUUCUUGUAAAAGAAAGGACAUGCUCCGAGAGGAAUAUAGAAAAAAGAUCGAGGAAGAAAUCAGUCAAGGUGAAAUUAAGACAGGAAAAGGAUUGAAUCAAGAGCUCUCACUACAGAGACCUGGUAAUACUCGUUGGGGUUCUCACUACACAACAUUACUCCGGUUGGUUGAUUUAUUUUCUUCUAUCAUUAAAGUGCUUGAAUAUAUCGAAAUGGAAGGGACUGAUAGUACCAAAAGACGACAAGCUAAUGGUCUUCUCAAGUACUUUAAUACCUUUGAUUUUGUGUUCUACUUACAGUUGAUGUUGCUUCUUCUUGGACUCACGAACAGUUUAUCAGUGGCACUACAAAGGAAAGACCAAGACAUUUUGAAUGCUAUGUCAUUAGUGAAGUUCACCAAGCAUCAAUUAUGCAAGCUCUGGGAUGAUGGAUGGGAUUCUUUUCUUAAUAAAGUUUCAUCUUUUUGUGAGAAUCAUGACAUUGAGUUAGUCACUAUGGAUAGAGAAUUUGUUGAUCCAAGAAAGUCUAGAAAACGAAGCAACAUGACCAGCUUGCAUCACUACCAAGUAGAGUGUUUUUACACUGUGUUGGAUAUGCAAAUUCAAGAGUUUAAUGAUCGCUUUGAUGAGGUAAACGCUGAACUACUUGGAUGUGUUGCUUCUUUAAGCCCUGUUGAUUCAUUUCAUGAUUUUAAUCAGUUGAAAGUUUUGAGAUUAUCUGAGUUUUAUCCAGAAGAUUUUACUCAUGUCGAUCGUAUAGCACUCGAGCAUCAACUUGAUUUAUACAUCGACAACAUCCGUGAAGAUGAAAGAUUUGCUAAUUUGAAGAGUUUAGGAGAUCUUGCACGUGUGAUGAUGGAGACAAGGAAACAUCUUUCACAUCCUCAGGUUUAUCGACUUUUAAAGCUAGUUUUGACUUUACCUAUAGCUACAGCUACAGUUAAAAGAUGCUUCUCUGCGAUGAAAAUUGUGAAGACUAGUUUGCGUAAUCGUAUAGGCGAUCAGUUUAUGAAUGAUUGUCUAGUUUGUUUCAUUGAAAGAUAAUUACUCGAUCAAGUGACAAACGAGCAAGUGGUGAAAAGGUUCCAAAAUAUGGAAGACCGUAGGAUAACUUUAUAGAUAUUUUUUCUAUUGUAAGACUUAUUUUUAUUUUAGUUAAAAGUUUAUUUUUAUUA